CAACACCCGUACGCGGUUAGCUGUGUACACGCUGCAUAUCCAUCACGCGGCCCCAUUGGGCGAGACGUAGGGGCGGGGCCCGAGCCUUUUCCGCCAGGUUCGCCCUCCGCCAGGGGAAAAAUGCGUCGCGCGGGUGGGGCAGCCGAAAAGAAGUAGGGGCGCAUUUUUAGUGGUGGUGGAUCAAUCGGUCCGUCGGAGGGGAGAGGCCGCGCUAAAAAUUCCCAUCUCAGAAACGCGGCGACACACAGUCCCCAGGAGAAAAGCGAAGCCCACCCCGCCACUUAUUUCUCUCGCUCGCGUAGACGGACAAUUUUUUAUCGCGGAUCGCGACUACGGGCGACUACUGCGCCUGCUUGUGUUCCCGGUGUGUGUUCUCGAACGCGACAAAUUUGUCGCGCCCGUUAUAAAAGAAUUCCGUGACAUCUAGUAGUCGCGUUCUGUCAGUGGCAAAAACAGGACUCUAGCUCUGACCGCAGAAGAGGGCAUCUCCCCUCCUCUCUCUCACAACCGAUAUAACUGCUACUACGGUGUAUCCCCUACUCUGCCCCUCCCACUGGGCCGAUUCGCAAAAAUCGGGCGGCCAGAAAAGAGUGUAAGGCCGACUACUGUGCCUACUGCGACCGCAAUUAUAUCACCUGGUGCAACCGCGUUUACGCUUUUAACUGUAUUUGACGAAUUUUCGAUAACCCACGUGCCUUUGUGACCGACAGUGCUAAACAUAUUAAAUAUAAAUACGUGCGUGUGUGAAUUGUGCUUAAAACCAUGCUUCCUACACAGUUAGCGACGACUCAGUGAGUGCUACAUCGACUGGGACAAACAUGUCCCAGUUUGGCUUCCGACCAUCGCCGAAUACUCAGACUACGGUAUCAUCGGGUCCUAGUCAAUCUUCUUCGCCUCCGACGACAAUGGCAGUGACUUCUUCAGCUCCGACGCCCGGCACCCCACCGACGCCCACCCAAAGAUGUUGUGAUACCGGCAGGCCGAUCUUUACCGAUCCCAUAACGGGCCAAAGCGUGUGUUCGUGCCAGUACGAACUUUUAGGUUAUCAAAGGUUGGCUGGUGCCGGUGUGCCAGGCUUGCCCGCGUUGUCGAUGUACAGCGCCCCCUAUCCCGAAGGUAUGGCCGCCUAUUUUCCUGCUCUAGGAGCUGAUCAGGCGCCCUUCUAUACGUCGACGGCCGCAGGACUCGAAUUGAAGGAGAACUUGGCCGCAGGAGCGGCCGGUUGGCCCUACCCUUCGGUUUAUCACCCCUACGAUACGGCCUUCGCAGGAUAUCCAUUUAAUGGAUACGGCAUGGAUCUCAACGGUGCUAGGCGGAAAAACGCCACACGCGAAACCACGAGCACCCUCAAAGCGUGGCUCAACGAGCACAAGAAGAACCCCUAUCCCACCAAAGGAGAGAAGAUCAUGUUGGCGAUAAUCACCAAAAUGACCUUGACGCAAGUGUCGACGUGGUUCGCGAACGCAAGGCGACGACUGAAGAAGGAGAACAAGAUGACGUGGGAACCGAGGAAUAGGGUGGAAGACGACGAUAAUAAUAAUGACGAUGAUGAUCAUGAUCACAAGAGUACCGAUGGAAAAGAUAUUAUUGAUUCCAAAGAUUCCGGCACAGCUUCGAGUGAAGACGGCGACCGACCGCCACAUUCGCGUCUAGCCGCUGACACUGCCAGCGAGUGGAGUGAGUCUAGACACGAUAGCGGUCCAGAUAGUCCGGAAAUAUACGAACGACCACCACACCCUGCCUUCUUACCGCCUAGAUCAUCAGGUUCCCCUCCCCAACUGUCAGCUUCGGUCGUUUCGAAACCCCGAAUCUGGUCCCUAGCGGAUAUGGCCAGCAAAGAAAGCGACGGUAGCCCUCAUUCCGCGGCUUCGAGUAUAUAUUCGACCGCAGCUGCGCGUUUGGUACCUCCGUUAGGUACUAGAUUACCCCCUCCAGGGCUGCAUACGGCUCCAUACGCGAGACCACAUGAUUUUUACCGAAGCUUGUACAGUCCAGCAGCUGCGCAGCAUCUAGCAGCUGCUAGCGGUGGAUCACCCGAUGCUACUUUACUGGAAACUUACCAAAGAACUCUGGGAGCCAAUUUGAUGGCUGCGCAAUCGACAGCUUCCGUAUUUACCAAAGCUUCGGCUACUUCUAGCUCCAGUAACUUGCCGUUGGGGUUGACCACGUCGUCGAGGAUGUCGCCGUCUUCGACUUCUUCGUUGUCGUCUGGUUCGGAGACACCGAUCAAACCGGUGGCAUUGAACAAAGCCUGACCUCCUUUGGUGUCGACCGGGUUGUGGUCAUGAUCUACCUCUGUGCAAAAGUAAUGUGGGACAAUAACGGACACGUGGUUUAUGUGUUAGGGGUGGUGUUGUGUGCGAGGGUGGUUUGGAUGGGGAAAGUGUCUUUCGAAUUUUGAAUUAAUGGAAGUCAGAAGUAAAAAGUUAAGUUUCCACAUACAUUCGUGAAAUAUAAACUAAAUCGAGAAAGUAAAUCCAACCUUUAAAACUGUGGUCAAUCCUAUGUGAGAUAAAUGAAAUACAAUCAUAAUUUCAAUAAUUAUUAUUUGGCGAUAGGUUUCGGCCGUAUAGCCUGUAAGUUAAAAAAAAAAUUGUUUUAAAAUAAAAAAGAAUGUUUUUUAAACUUAAGAAAAUGGCUAUACAGCCGAAAUCGGUCGAUGAAUUAUUAUUAGAUUUUGAAUUUUAUUUAUAUCAAAUUAAAAAAAAGGUUAAUUUAUGUGCUGGUACGAAAACCGGUACUGUUCUUUUUUACUUUCUACUAGGAAAAUUUCUUAACCCUUAACUGGUAUAUAGGGGACCACUUUUUAAAUGGAAUGUAUUGGGAGGAAUUAACUAAAAGAGAGGCUCUAAUAUUAAUUUAGAAUUUUGUAGUGAGAAAAGUUAUUUUUUUAGAACAGCUGAAAUGGGAAAUUUUUAACUGGCGUUUCAGUCUAAACCUUUUGUCCGAGAAAGAACAUAAACAUCGACGUUUGUAGGAAAUUUUAUGUACUUUUAUUUUAAAUAUGAAGCUUACUUAUGAGAAGUUGAUACUUUUCGAAAUAUAACCAAAAAACCGCAAAAAUUAAAUUUUUGUACAUAUUUCUAUUUUUUUUUUAAUGUUGUGUUAAUAAACCUUGGAUAUAGCACCAAAAAAAAACUUGUAGAAUGGAAGAAAUCAAAACUACCCCACUUUUAAAACAGGGACCUUUUUGAGCACAAACUGUAUUUUGAAGAAACAAGCUUAUAUUUUAGUAAAUCAUUUUUAGAGUGGCCACCUUGUAUACGAUUUUUGGGCAGCGCUUUAAUAAUGAAAGAGUAAUCAGUAUUUCUUUAUACACUUACCAUCUGAGUGACUAACUUUAAUUGAUUCUGAAAGACAACUUUCCCUCUAUAUCACCGUGAGAUAUCGAAAAUUCGACCACCCUUAUAACAUAUAGUGCUGUACAGUAAAUGUGAUAUAUACCUUUUGGUUCCUUAGUUUUACGGCACCCAGAACAUUCGCCUUAGUUAUUGUAUUAUUAUUAUUAUUAUAAUUAUAUAGGGUAUCCCAAAAAUUUUUUUAAAAAUAAAAAAAAGUUUAAUGUUACAUUUCACAAAAAAAAAUAUUCUUGAUAAAAAUGUUUUUGCAAUAGUUGUAAAUCCAUAAACAGCAUGAAAUUUGUAAAAUAAAAAAUUCCAUUUGAUAUUUUAAUUAAUAUUUUUGCUCUAUAUUGAAAUUUAAAAAAUAUUUCGCACUUCCUCAUAAAUAAACAUUUUUAUUUUCCCUGUAUACCAUCUAUAUUUUACAAAAUUUUAUUAAGUAUACCCAAGUGAUACAUAACUUUUUAUCAAGAUUCUUUUUUUUUAUAAAAUGUAGAAUAAUUUUUUCCAUUUGUAUGAAAUUUUUGGGACAUUCUGUAUAAUAAAUAUUUUGUCGAAAAUGUGUAAAUAUAGACUGCGUCAUCGCAGCAGUAUAAAAAAUCUUGUAUCUAUGUACGUACCUUAUUUUAGCGUAUAGAAAUUGUAAGUAAAAAAUAUUUGUUAUUAAAAAAAAAUGUGUAAUAAAUACUAAGGAUAAUCUACUUAAAAUGGAUCGAAAGAUCUUAUACAUAAAUAAUUGGAAGUUUAGCCAUUUCAUUGUACUAAAUUUUUGUUCAGUACGCGUUUUGUGUGUCAGAAUGCGAGACAGACAUAUCUUUUUAUUUUGAACAUUGUUUUUUAUUCCAACUUAUUGAAGCGCGUACUGGCACUGCAAUAAAAUGAUUCGUUCAUUAUUAA
This is a messenger RNA of Psylliodes chrysocephalus, 4238 nucleotides long. The record is from the annotation of a GenBank genome assembly. NCBI's taxonomy places the organism in Eukaryota, Metazoa, Arthropoda, Insecta, Coleoptera, Chrysomelidae.